UUUUGUUUUUGGCGACUGUAUUAUAUGAGAUUUGUCAAAAUUUCGUGACAGUUUUCGCCUCAAAGCGUCCCAAAAUGAAACCUUUUUCCAGAAAGAAAGGAUUUCUGAUUGACAAAAUCACCGAAGAUUCAUUUUACGAGAACCUACUCCUAGGUGUUACCUCAGUGUUGAAAAAUUGCAAUUUUGUGACUCAAAUCCACCUCGAACGUUGCCCUGCAGCAACAGUUGAAGAAGUGUCAACUUGGGAGGCCACCAACGGUCUUCUUCUACCCAGCGACCUCCGAAAUUUUUUCCUUUCGACCAAUGGGUUUUCCUUUACUUACAAAUUCCAGUAUGAUAAGGGUGAAACUGACGACCUGAGUUGCUGCGUGUUAGGAGGCAUUGAAAUCAACCCUCUUUCACAAAUGGAAAGACUCGUGACCACUGAUACAAUGUAUUUGACUGAAGGUGGGAUCAAAAUCCUGGCUCCUUAUAGCAAAAUACACGUUUUGGCCAAAAUGGACGACAAUUGCGUGGUUUUGGCCCAGUUUAAUCCCUCGAAACCCGCCAGUAUUUGGUUGUACUACAAAAUGAGGAUUUUUUACCUCAUUUGUGAAGACUUUGUGACGUAUUUUCGCAUGGCGUUGGCCCAUUUAGGGGUGCCUGGGUGGCAAUUAGCCGUCUUAAAGGCCACUCUCCCGGAAUGGAGCAACGAAAUGAUACAUAUUUUGGCACCUGGAAUCCUCGAAAACAGACCUUUGGUCGAGAAAAACGAACUAAACGUUAUCGACUCUUCAAUUUUUGAAUUUGAAGAUAAUCCAGAGUGUGAUGUGGAAAGUGAAUGUGAUAAGAAAAAACCGGUAAAAAACAAACCGAAAAAGUGAAAGUUCUAUUGUAACAAAACGUAAUAUAAUGAAAGUAUGGAAUUGGGUAAUUAACCCCCCAUAAUCCGCAAAAACGUGAAGAGGUUAAUAACAACAUUGAGCAACAAUUGGACUAAUUUCCUCCCUAAACCACUCCGAUGAAGUGGGCACUUUUUCGAGUAACAAAUUCACUCGUCUUCUUCAUAGAGUAAACGGUGUCGUUUCGGAAGAUCCAUUUCUUCACUCGAAUCAUCAUCGUCGUUAUCUUUCCUACAAACUAGUGUAAAACUCAAUUCCCCUAAAACAACCACAAACCUGAAUCUCCGACCCUUGUUUUUACUGACAUCGACACCAUUCUUCUUGUGUAUCUUCAAAAUCGUUCCGAUUUCUUUAUCUUUGUUGUUCUUCUUCUUCUCGUGGGCAAACUUUUUCACGUAAAUUAUCCGUUUCUUUGGGACUUCCUCACUCUCCUCAUCUUCAUUAGUGUCAUCAUCGUCCGUUUCUUCAGUAUUGUCACAAUCCCUCCCCUUUUUGGUACAAGAUUCACUCACUUCGUCUUCUUCAGUAUCGUCAUCUUCGUCACUUUCUUGGAAUUUCCGGGUGUAGAUCUUCGAUUUUGUCACUUUGACGGGUUCUUCAUCUUCAUCUUGGUUAUUUUUUCUAGAUUUUCGUCCCUUGGUCAACACUUCUUCAUUUCUGAUUUUGAACCUUUUCGUUUCGUCGUUGUUCUUCUUCCCUCCCUUGUACUUUUUUUCAGUUACGUCGUCUUCGUCAUUGCGUCCUCUAUUCUUGUUCUUCCUAAACUUGCGAUCAUCUUCAUCUUCGAGAUCACGUCUCGUGUAUCUUUCUCUCGUCUCACGUUUAUCACGUUCGUUGUAUUCAGUCACUUUGUGCUUCCUGUCGCAGUAAGCCGUGGGGAUGAUUGUGAAGCAGAUGAACAAAAGAGUGAAACAGAUGAAGAUCCUGCAUUUUGGCGGUAAAUUUAAAUUUGCUGGGGCGGGGUGUCCACUUACCUCAUUUUGUCUCGACAAAUGCUUCAAAUUGCUUUGUUUUUCUCUUAAAUAGAAAAAAAAUGUUGAUACCUGUGUUUGCUCUGAUAAGGGCUUGGAUCCUUUAAUCCCGAUCUUUGUAACAAUGAAAAUAAAUAUCUUCAGUGUUUAUUAAGUAUUUACACAUUCCCAACAAAACCAAAUCAUUGAUGGGUCUCAAU
Molecule: messenger RNA, 2052 nt
Organism: Tribolium madens (black flour beetle)
Lineage: Eukaryota; Metazoa; Arthropoda; Insecta; Coleoptera; Tenebrionidae
Product: tubulin polyglutamylase complex subunit 2-like
Exons: 2
Coding region: 75-863 (262 amino acids)
Biological process (GO): protein polyglutamylation
Source: RefSeq, a predicted model, not a curated record